Messenger RNA from Vicia faba (fava bean), 702 nucleotides. The record is from the annotation of a GenBank genome assembly. Lineage: Eukaryota; Viridiplantae; Streptophyta; Magnoliopsida; Fabales; Fabaceae.
AUGCUGGAUUUCCUUUCAAAUUUCAAAACUCUAGAGCCUUAUCAACAGCAAAGCAGUUACGUGAAGUUUGCAUUGAACUAUUUGGGUGUUCAGAAGCAGAUUUAUAAUCAACAAGACAUGUACCUUUUGCUCAUCCCUGGUGCUAAUUGGGUGAUGAAAUUGGGAGAUAAAUUUCUAAUCAAGAAUGGGAGGCUAGUCUCCGUUGAUGUUCAACCUUUAUUGUCUUAUGCUCAGAGAUAUUGGAGUUCAGAAUUAUUAUCUGUUGGCAUGGAUGUCUUGCGCACACUCAACAAGCUUUCAAAUGGUAAAACCCUUUAUGAACUUUGGCAAAUACAGUCUUUAUUGCAAAUCUUUGAGGUGUCAAAGUUUCUUCUCAAUUCAAAUUGUUUUAGGCAUGCCGAGGAUAACUUGAGAUUACUAGAGAAAUAUAGCAGAAAGUCUAUUGACAAUUUAGGAUACUACAUAAUUCACCUUGACUGGAAGAAAUCUCUAGAAAGAGAAAUGGUUUAUCACAGAAUAACUAAACAUUGGCAGGAUAUCAUGAAAGAGCUCAUCUAUGAAAACACUAAACAAAAAGGUUCGAUCGGAGAUUGGAAGGAAUAUCGAAGAAAGACUGAGGAUGAUGAGACGGAAAGAUCUUGUUACGGACAUGACGGAUUAGCGACGAUGAUGAUGAUGGUGGAAUCAACUACGAAUCGAUGA